AUGUCAAAGACUACUCAGGCUCCUGCCAGGAAGGCGGCUCCUCCACCUCCAGGAUGCACCAUUGACAUCAACGACCCUACAGUACAAGACGCAGCAAUCAAAAUCCAGGCUUCAUACCGUGGGCACAGAUCACGGCGAGAGCUGCGGGAGAAAGGACCACCCCGUAUCCUGAAGGACUUGAAGGACGUUGUUCUGAUCGAGGGCAGUGCGGCCAGACUUGACUGUCGGGUCAGUGCCUUCCCAGACCCCCUCAUCCGCUGGUUCAAAGAUGGCCGGGAGCUGAAGGAUGGACCCAAGUAUCGCUACGUGUUUGAGGACCCAGACGUGGUGGCAUUGGUGGUCAGGGACGGGAAUCUGUCAGACCUGGGCAAAUACACCAUCUCAAUCACCAACACCUUCGGAGAGGCAUACGAUUCUGCAAAGAUCAUCAUUGAAGUCCCGGGGAAGAUUGAGAAGGGCCCAGACAACGUGAAGGCAAAGGUCGGACAGACGGUGAAACUGGUGGCGCGCAUCAGCGGCGAGCCGGAGCCCGAUGUUGGGUGGGCGAAGGAUGGCGAGGACAUCGAGGAGGAUGACAGGGUGUUCUAUGACAUCGAGGUAGACACGACAACUCUGACAAUCAAAAACAUCACAAAAGCAGAUGCUGGCAAGUACGAGGUUUUCGUGGAGAACAGUUUGGGAAUGGAUCAGUCUUUUGCCAGAGUCGAUGUCAACUGAUUUUGCACUUCUGCCACCUCUUGUGCUCUCUCUCUCUCUCUCUCUCUCUCGUGCUCUCUUUCUUCGUCUGCGAUUGGAAAGUACC
Pristis pectinata (smalltooth sawfish) is the source of this 802-nucleotide messenger RNA. RefSeq lists its product as uncharacterized. The coding region runs from base 1 to 717 and encodes 238 amino acids. The transcript has 4 exons. Lineage: Eukaryota; Metazoa; Chordata; Chondrichthyes; Rhinopristiformes; Pristidae. Gene Ontology annotation, molecular function: protein binding. The record is from RefSeq and is a predicted model, not a curated record. Gene Ontology annotation, cellular component: plasma membrane. Gene Ontology annotation, biological process: homophilic cell-cell adhesion.